GAAUUUAAACAACAGAAAUGUCUUUUGGUUCUUCUGAAACCCCCACUCAUGAGGGCAUGGUUGGAGCUGGCUGUGUUGGCUGUACAGGUCUACAUUUCACCAGCACUGAAUUCCCAUUUGUUUUUAUUUUGUUUUAAUAAACAGGGAAUUGGAUACUACUUCCCCUUGCCUCCCUAAAUAGGGCAAAGAUUGGAUUUUAUGUAGGGAGAUAUUGCAGGUUUCAUUCUGCUAUUGUUACAGUAAGUAUUCUGGGCAGUGUCAAAUGGAUUAGAGAUGAAGGCUAUAAUGAGUGAAUUUCUGGUUGUACAGUAGAAAGGAAAUAAGAAAAAGAGAGAAUUAAUCUUGAACAGGAAAUUGCUGUAUAAAGAAUAACACAACCCCCCUCUGGAAACAAGGUCAAGAGCUAACCUUGACCACAACGGUAACAAGAUGGUAGCAGCAGGUUCCAGGACUAUUUAACAGUACAUAGCAAUGCUACAGAACAGUAUAGGGCUGGCAGAAGAACAUCAGAGAAUUUCUUGCACAAGUUGUUGUUUUUUCAGUAACUCUGUGACAGGAAAAUGCUGUUACUAACUUUCGUUUCUUAUUAAAGUCAGCUUAGGGUGUGGCUACAAGAGAGUUUUAUAAUGAAACAGUGGGUAGAAACUGCCUGCAGUCUCUGAGCUCUAGUCAUCUUAGGGAAUAGAGAAAGCAAAUACUUGAGACUGAGACUGUUGAGUUGAAGUCACAGCUCUUCAUCAAAAUCACUGAGGAAAAAAGGAAAAAUCUGCAAUCCCAGUUUACAUCUGGAGUUCUUUGAAAACUUUUAGGGACCAUGCUAAAAUGCCGAAACUGACUCCAGGCAAAAAAAGCUCCACUCCUGAAAGUACCAAGCAGAAGAAAGUUUCUCAGAGAGAGGCUGGAUGUGGCAGAGACAAAACCACACAGUACAAUGAGGAGCAAGAUUGCCCAGGAGUUGUGGCUCAUCCCCAGUUUCUAUCAGAUGUAGCAGAAUUUGCAGCUAGUACACCUAGACAAAAGUCGUGGGCACUGGUGGCUCCAGAGUCCUCAGAGCAGCUGUCAAAAAGUGACCCACAGCAGAGAAGAAGGAGGAAAGCUCCAGGUGAGUGGAUUUUAUUUUUGCUGGUUAACGUUGUUAAGGUUCCUGUAGAGGUGCCAGACAGAAGACAGAGUAAGCAAAGUAUCAGGACUAAUGAAAGCAUGGAAGAAGGAAAUGCUCCUCAGAGAAAAGCCAGAGGAAGGCAAGGCAAAGGCACAGUGAAUGAAGCGGGGAUGGGAAGCUCAACAUUUGCAGCUCCAGUGUCUCCACUAGAGGUACAUGAAUCUGAAGCCAGAAGAAAGUCAAUUGGACAAGAAGCUCAAAGGCUCCAAUCCCCAGAAAGGCUCAAAGGCUCCAAUCCCCUCCUUGAGCACUGCCCGAGGCCAAAGCGGGCUCCACCUGCACAAAAAAUGAGACAAUCUGCAGGAGCAAGAAUUGGACAAGCCUAUUCCAGACCUGCCUUCAUUGACUCAUGUGAUGGUUCAGAGGUGCCAAGCCGAGAUGUCUUUUUCCGCAUUAAGGAGAGGGUAAAAUCCCUUCCUCUGAAACAUGAUGAGAGAGCCAAGGCUGCUGGUAUUAUUAAUGAGUUCAUUGAUUCAUUCAUUAGUUACCUGAAGAAGAGUGAGGAGAGGUCUUACUUUAAGGAGGUGACCAAGAUGACCACAGGGAGCUACUAUGAAUUUGUGAAAGUUGCUCACCCUGAUGAGUUUGACGUAAUGCUGUCUCUACCAGUUCCCAAAUAUGUUCGUUAUGAAGAGGUAGCUGGCUAUACUGGCCUCUAUUACAAAGUUACCUUAGAGAGAAACACCCGGAGCUUUCCCACCCCUUUUCUGCUGGAUGAUGGAUGCACCGUGUCUCCUGUGAAAGUCCUAGAGUUGUUCAGGAAACAUGUCAAUCAGUUCAUCAACUCACACUACCAAGUACAUUUCCCAGGGUGGAAUAUGAAGGCACAGAGGAAGAAACCCAACUGCCCAGCAGUUACUGUCAUGGUACUAGAUGAUAAAGGUGGUGAGGUGAUAUCUAUGGAUCUUGUUCCUGCUCUGGAAAUUUCAGCCUCAUGGCCUCCUUCAUGUGGUAUAGGGAAGGGUGUUGAAAAGUGGCUGGGGAAGAAAAGCAUGAUAUGGAGGAAUAAGUCCUUUUAUUUUGUUGCCAAGCAGCCACCUGGGGAAGAUAACAAAGAGACCUGGAGAAUUUCUUUUUCUCAUAUUGAAAAGAAGAUUUUGAAUAACCAUGGCAACACUAAAACCUGCUGUGAAUCUUAUGGCACCAAGUGCUGCAGAAAAAACUGUAUUCGGCUGCUGAAGAGCCUUAUUUCAGAGUUGAAGAAACAGUAUCCUCGGCAGCUAAGUCACAUGUGCUCCUACUAUGCCAAGACCUCUUUUCUUCAUACUCUGACACAGGUAAAGGAUGACUCAGACUGGAAACCCACACAUGUUGUCUACUGUUUUCUCAGGGUCCUAGAUGAUUUCAUUCAACAUGUGGAAAAUGCAAGCUUGUUCCAUUUUUUUAUUCCAAACUGCAACUUGUUUUCUAGCUUACCUCCCAAGGAGCUGAAAUUCCUUCUAGACCUUUUACAAGAGCAGAAAAAUAAUGGGUUGCCAGCAUUUGCAAUUCAUGAGGAACAGUCUCUUUCCCAUUCUUCUGCUCAUGGUUUUGCUACUGAAAUGCAUAGAAACAAUAGCUUUGUUAGUGUUAUAUGUAUCUUGCUAGCUUUCUUGUGUUUUUAUACAAUUCUUCUUUCUGUCUAGAUUGGGGCGAAUCAGUCAAUAUGAUUUUAGAAAGAAUUUCCCUUAUUUUCUUUAUAGUUAGAAUGGAUUAGGUUGAUUGUACGAUCAGAUAGUAUUGUAGGAUCUGCCUCUUUACAAUGACAAAAUAGUUCCAAGCACCCCUUUCUGACCCUCACUUACUCUAUCUCAACCCCCCUCCACUCCUUAGUCUUGUGGUUACCAGGAAGGGUUAAUAUAGGCCCAUGCGUGCCAGUCCUAAAUGGCUCCUGCUCAUUGUGAAAAAUCUAACUCAUUCUGGAGUUCAUGCCAGCUUCUGGAGCAGCCCAGAACUAGGGACUCAUGAAGGUGACCAUGAAAAUUAAGAUAACUUGUGCCUUUUUCUCCUGAAGAACAGCUCUUGAGAAGCACAGCACAGGAUCUGGCCCAGUACUUUCUAUUUCUAGCUAUUCCAUUCCAUGCCACUGGGCAUUUUUACAUGUGCUUUGCGGUGGGUGGCUGGGGGUGGGGUGUAUGCUUUCCUUAUAGCUGCUCUUGCGAGCCAUUCUAAUUAAAGCAUCUGCAUCUGCGUCUGAUGUAUUCA
Molecule: messenger RNA, 3346 nt
Organism: Gavialis gangeticus (Gharial)
Lineage: Eukaryota; Metazoa; Chordata; Crocodylia; Gavialidae
Product: cyclic GMP-AMP synthase-like
Exons: 8
Coding region: 823-2787 (654 amino acids)
Biological process (GO): positive regulation of type I interferon production; positive regulation of defense response to virus by host; cellular response to exogenous dsRNA
Cellular component (GO): nucleus; site of double-strand break; cytosol
Molecular function (GO): double-stranded DNA binding; 2',3'-cyclic GMP-AMP synthase activity; chromatin binding
Source: RefSeq, a predicted model, not a curated record